AUGGAGAGGCUCAAAAACCAUACGGAAUCCAACGAAGUUCGAAUGGGAAAUGUUAGUUCACCCCUAGAUGGUCUGUUGACCUCGUCUGAUGUGAAAGAAAAUCCCAACUGGAGUUAUCGAUCAAUAGAUCCAUCCAAGGUUUAUGGCUUCGGAGAUGAGAUAAUGUCUUUAGAGGGCAUGCUUGUUCGAGAUGGGAGUAAUGAUAAGUUCAAGGCGGUUGGAAUUGUGGGGAUGAUUGGUACUGGAAAAACCACACUUUGUCAGGUACUUCUGACCAGACUAGAAGUGAGGAACCACUUUGUUCUCAGGAUAUGGGUAAGCUUAUCCGUAAAACCCAAUAGAGGUUUGGAUCAGAAGAUAGAAACUGUCCGAAGAAUGUUGCAAUCGCUUGGAGUUAAAGAAGGGAUCGUGAGUUCCGUUUCUGAAAAACAUGGGCUAUCUGGAUUGCUGUACGCUCUUUACGUGCGGCUGAGAGGCAAGAGAUAUCUGAUUGUGUUUGAUGAUGUUUGCGAUGGAGAUGAGUGGUACGGACAGUUGAAUUCUUCCUUACCUCACAAUGGCAAGUGGAAGGAACGCCUUGCAUAUGCGGUGCCGAAAGGAUGUGGAGGAACAGUCAUUGUUACAAGUCGGAACAAGGAAUUUGCAAAGAAGAUGGUUGGAGAGGAAAAUGUGCAUUACCAUCCGCCCCUUUCAGAUUCAGAGAGCUGCUGGUCUAUAUUCAUGGAUUCAAUUCAGCAAGAUGAAACACCAUUUAAUUUCAUGAACAUGGAUGGUCUCAAAAACGAAAUCAUGCAGGCAUGUGGGGGUGUUCCAUUAGCGGCAAAAGUAAUGGGGCAAAUUGUGAAUGAAAACAUUGUUAAGCUUGAAAGAAACAAGAAACUAGGCAGGAAAAGCCGAGAGAACAGAGAGAGGGAAAAACUUGAUUUUUGUAUAUCAUUUAUUUCUGCCAUAUCUAUACAAUUAAUGAGCUGGUAUUUAUAA
Molecule: messenger RNA, 981 nt
Organism: Dovyalis caffra
Lineage: Eukaryota; Viridiplantae; Streptophyta; Magnoliopsida; Malpighiales; Salicaceae
Source: the annotation of a GenBank genome assembly